This is a messenger RNA of Caenorhabditis bovis, 1443 nucleotides long. Lineage: Eukaryota; Metazoa; Nematoda; Chromadorea; Rhabditida; Rhabditidae. The record is from the annotation of a GenBank genome assembly.
AUGGAGAGCGCCGAUUAUUCGCCGCUAGCCGAAGAGGCCGAUCCGUGGGAUCUUGAUCAGUUGCUGAAUGGCGAGCAGGACGACGACGAAGCCGUCUCGACGACGUCGUCAAAAAUGCACAUGCCCUUUGUCACCGCCCAUCUACCGUACACCCCGGGCCGCGUGGGCCUCUUCAUUCAACACCAGAACUACAUGAAGAGGAGAACAACGACGCCGACGACGUCAUCGGAUGUUAAUGAGAAUAAUAUCACCGUUCGCCCAAUGCCGGUAUGGAAGAAAUACGCGCGAAUCAUUCUUCCGCACGUCGGCUUGAUCCUCCUAUCAUUGCUCUACGUCAUCGGCGGCGCGAUGGUCUUCUAUCACAUGGAGCGUCCGUUCGAGAUGGAGGUGCGCGCCGACAACGUGCAACGCUUCAACGAGCACAAAGAGGUGAUGCUCAGCGAUUUGUGGGAGCUGCGAGCCGCCGGCGUCGAGCAGGAACUCCUCGAAGAGGUCGCCAAUGAGUACAUCGACAAUAUCACCAAAAUUCUCUUCGACGCCUUCGACACCCAUUGCAUUGGCGCCAAACAUUUGAGGCCUGGUGGCGAGCACGAGGACCACAAUUGGACGUUCAUCACCGCGCUUUUCUUCACUGCCACCCUUCUCACUACUAUAGGCUACGGCAAUCUCGUGCCUGUCACCUGGCACGGAAAAAUGUUCUGUAUUGCGUAUGCGUUGCUAGGCGUCCCAUUGAUUCUCAUCACCGUUGCUGAUAUCGGCAAAUUCCUGUCGGAGAAUAUUAUUUGGUUGUACACAAGGUACACAAAAAUCCGCGAGCGACUUUCAAAAACCAAAUACACGGGGAUUUCGACAAAGGACGACAAUCCGAAAGAAGGCGAGCAAAUCAUGCAAGGCCUCGAUCAUUACAUUUCAAUUCCGAUCUCGCUAAUCGUCAUGAUCCUUCUCGGCUACAUUACAAUCGGCGCCGUUCUACUCGGCUCAUGGGAGAAUUGGGAGUUCUUCUCCGGCUUCUAUUUCAGCUUCAUCACAAUGACAACCGUCGGCUUCGGCGACAUCGUGCCGUUGAAGCGCGAAUUCUAUUUGCUAGACCUUUGCUAUAUUAUAAUUGGAUUAGCGAUCACUACCAUGUGUAUCGAUCUCGUCGGAAUUCAGUACAUUCGUAAGAUUCACUAUUUCGGACGAGCGAUUAAGGACGCACGAUUCGCGUUGGUCAACGUCGGCGGCAAGAUGGUCCACGUGCCGGACCUGAUGCGCUACGCCAGCGUCCUUCAGCAGAAAUACGGCCAACGCAAAACGCACGACACGAUCAUCGUGAAGGGCGCCUACGCGCCGAAAGACCUCGCCCGAAUACGGUUCAUCGAUUUCGGCGCGCUCGCCUCAAUGGAAAGCCUCCAAUCGCUCUUCUCAAUUUUCACGUCAAAAUCGCAAGAAGCGCUCGUGUAA